This is a messenger RNA of Schistocerca piceifrons (Central American locust), 789 nucleotides long. RefSeq lists its product as uncharacterized. Gene Ontology annotation, molecular function: odorant binding; olfactory receptor activity. The coding region runs from base 1 to 789 and encodes 262 amino acids. Gene Ontology annotation, cellular component: plasma membrane. The record is from RefSeq and is a predicted model, not a curated record. NCBI's taxonomy places the organism in Eukaryota, Metazoa, Arthropoda, Insecta, Orthoptera, Acrididae. The transcript has 2 exons. Gene Ontology annotation, biological process: sensory perception of smell; detection of chemical stimulus involved in sensory perception of smell.
AUGGCCAGCGAAGCGCAGUCUCCUUCAGUGGCGGCGGCAGCAGAGACUGCCAGCGACCUCAACCACUUGCUGCGGCCUCUGCACUGGACGGCCGUCAUGCCACACCCACGCGGCAGCACCACAUCACUUAUCUGCUACCGACUCUACACCGUCGGCGUGUUAGCCUUGAACUUGUCGUUCUUCGUCUCCACGGUCAUCGUGUUGUACAGCGAGGGCACAGCAGACCUGGACGUUUUCACGCUGACGCUCAGCGUCGCAGACACAAACGGCACCUGGCUCUUCCGCAUGGCGCACACCUUCGUGUGCGAGCGUGCCUUCCAUAAGCUCUCACAUCAGGUGGGUGAUGACUUCGCUGAGUUCCUGACUUGGGACGACAUUCCGAUGCUACGCGCGCAGUGUCGCGUUAUGCGUCGAUUCACGCUGACCUACAUCUGGUUCGGCAUUAUUGCCUGCACCUAUUACCUCGUCUCGCCCGUCAGCGCUGAGGGCCUGCCCUUCAUACUCGCUCUGCCCAUUGAUGCGAUGCAGCCGGUAGGCUUUGCCGUCACGUGGCUCUACUGCACCGUGGUGACCCUCCACGCUGUGGUCAUGACCAUGGUGCUCGACUCCUUCAAUGUCAGCCUCAUCUCGCAGCUACGUGUACAGCUCACACUGCUCAACAAGAAAAUUGUCAGUCUCGCCAGAGAGAUGUCCGAGAGAACAGAUAACUCUUCAGAAACGACCGACCACGCUGAACUUCAUUAUCGACUGGAGAAGUGUAUCCAACACCAUCAAGCAAUUAUCAAGUAA